This is a messenger RNA of Hevea brasiliensis (rubber tree), 3358 nucleotides long. RefSeq names its product protein NLP2. The coding region runs from base 326 to 3151 and encodes 941 amino acids. Lineage: Eukaryota; Viridiplantae; Streptophyta; Magnoliopsida; Malpighiales; Euphorbiaceae. Gene Ontology annotation, molecular function: DNA-binding transcription factor activity; protein binding. The record is from RefSeq and is a predicted model, not a curated record. The transcript has 6 exons.
AGAGUAGAAUAUAAUUACUCUCACUGUUGGUAGCAAAUGUCCUUGUAACGGAUAGCUUUCCCUUUUAUGUGGAUGGGUCCUCACUCCUCAUAAGGAAACAACCCCAAACUUCCACUAAACAAAAAUGGUCGUUGAUCAUGCUCUGCUUCUUGUUGGGUCAGAUUUAGAUAGCUUUCAUUGAGCCAUAGUCCACAGCUUUAUCCUUUUGCAAGAGCUUCAGAUUAACGAAAACAAAUUUUGUCGACGAUGUUUCCCCUAGCCGGGCCAUAUUGGAUUUUCAGGAUUUAAUAGGUUUUGUUACAUGCAAAUUUGAAGCAAAUUCAGUAUGGAUGAUGGUUCCUUUAAACCUGAUUCUGUCUCUGGGAGCUUCUCGGGCACUGCCAUGGAUUUGGAUUUCAUAGAUGAACUCUUGUAUGAUGGAUGCUGGUUGGAGAGUACUGAUGGAUUAAAAAUUUCACAGCCAGGCCUGUCAUCCUCUACUGUUCCAAAUGACUCUUCACAGUAUUUUCCUUUUGUGGAGUCCAACAGUAGUCUUUUGAGUGCAAACCUUAAUCAGCAAAUCCACCGAGAAGCAACGAAAAAUAACUUUCCUGAAAACCCACCUCUUAGUAUUCCCAAAGUGGAACAAAUUGCUGACAAUGAAUCUCAAAACCAGAAUUCUGUCAAGAUUACAACAUCUUCAGUAUCUGAAGGUUUGCUGAAGGAAGGAAGUGAAUUGGGCACAAGCUUGUGGAUUGGACCAAGGGCAGAUCCUGGACCAUCUUCUUCCGUAGAAAAGAGAUUAAUGCAUGCUAUUGGACAGUUGAAAGAAUGCACAAAAGAUAGGGAAGUCCUUGUUCAGAUAUGGGUGCCGACAAAGAAAGAAGGCAAGCAUGUCCUUACAACUAUUGACCAGCCAUGCUUCCUUAGUCUAAAGUGUGAAAGUCUUGCAAGUUAUAGAAAUGUUUCAGAAAGUUAUCAUUUCCCAUUGGAGGGGAAUUCAAAAGAGUCACUUGGUUUGCCUGGUCGGGUUUUCUUGGGAAAAUUGCCUGAGUCGACUCCAGACGUUCGCUUCUUCAGAAAUGAUGAAUACCCACGUAGAAAUUAUGCAAAGCGAUAUAACAUUAGUGGGUCUCUUGCAGUUCCAAUCUUUGAAAGAGGUACUGGGACUUGCUUGGGGGUUGUUGAGGUUGUAACAACCUCCCAAUAUAUUAAUUAUCGUCCAGAGCUAGAAACUAUCUGCAAAGCUCUUGAGGCUGUUGAUCUAAGGAGUUCUCAAGACUUCUGCCCUCCAAGUGUAAAGGCUUGUAAAGAGUUUUGCCAAGCAGCAGUUCCAGAAAUAUCAGAGAUUUUGGGAUCUGUAUGCAAAACACAUAAGUUACCUUUAGCUCUGACGUGGGCCCCAUGUUUUCAGCAAGGGAAAGGCGGAUGUCGACAUUUUGAUGAAAAUUUUGCUAAUUGUAUUUCAACUGUGGAUUCUGCUUGCUUUGUAGAUGAUAGAGAAUUUUUAGUAUUCCAUGUGGCAUGCUCUGAGCAGUUCCUUUCUCUAGGUCAAGGAAUUGUUGGGAAAGCUUUUGUGACAAACAAACAGUGUUUUGCAAGUGAUAUAACUGCCUUUUCCAAGACAGAUUAUCCUCUAUCUCACCAUGCUAAGGUGCUUGGUUUGGAUGCUGCUGUUGCAAUUCCUUUGCGAAGCACCAAUGAUGGAUCAACUGAUUUUGUAUUGGAGCUAUUCUUGCCAAAAGACUGCCGAGAUACUGAAGAACAAAAGCGGUUGCAGGACUUGUUGCCCAUUGCCAUACAACAAGCUUGUUGGAGUUUACAAGUUAUCAUGGACAAGGAGCCAGAGGAAGAUAUCAACUGGCAAAUGGCUAUUGCUUCAGAUGAAAGACAUAAUAAAAAAGAAAGUCAUAUGUUUGUGUCUUCUUCAUUUAACGAAUCUUAUCCAGAAAGGUCAUCCUGGAUUGCCCAGAUGUUGGAGGCUCAGCAGAAGGGUAAAAGUCUCUGUGUUUCAUCGGACAGUCCAAAAGGACCAAAAGAAGAGUUUAAGGUAGCAACUCAUUGGGAUGACACUCUAGAGAAAUUAUACCAAAAGCAGGUUUUUGCAGAAUCUGGACAACUUCAGCAAAAUUCUGGACACAAAGAUAGUACUGAGGGUGGCAUCAAUUCUUCUUUUGCUGGCCAGCAGUCAUCAGGCAGCAGAAAGGUAGGUGAGAAGAGACGGACCAAGACAGAGAAGACAAUCAGCUUGGAAGUUCUUCGACAGUACUUUGCAGGGAGCCUUAAGGAUGCUGCUAAGAGUAUUGGCGUGUGCCCCACCACUUUGAAAAGGAUAUGCAGGCAACACGGUAUCACCCGUUGGCCUUCUCGAAAGAUUAAGAAGGUUGGCCACUCAUUAAAGAAACUCCAACUUGUGAUCGAUUCCGUCCAAGGUGCUGAAGGAGCCAUUCAGAUUGGUUCCUUUUAUGCAACUUUUCCAGAAUUGACCUCUCCAAGUUUUUGCAGAAAUGAUCCUUUCCCAUCGUUAAAGAUGAAUGACAAUCUGGAGCCUUUAAACCCUCAACCUGAGGUUGGCAUAUCCAAUGCUGUAGCCGCUGCUUCAAAAUCCCCUUCCUCAUCAUGUAGUCAAAGCUCUGGAUCAAGCAUCUCUUGUUCAACAAGAACAAAGGAGCAUGCAAUCACCAACAUUGCUUUGAAUGCUGAAGAUGCCUUAGCAAUAAAAGACUUGGGAGGUGUUCUCAAAAGAACACGUAGUGAUGCAGAACUACAUGCCUUGUAUCGUGAGGAACCCAAGCCUCUUGCUAGAUCUCAAAGCCAUAAAAUACUGGGAGAUGGUCCAAGUCUUGAUCAGAUUCUUCUCCCCUUCACAAAAAGAAGGGGCAAGAGUUUACGAGAAAGUGGUGCUUUUAGAGUUAAAGCCAACUUUGGAGAAGACAAAGUCCGGUUCAGCCUGCAACCAAGUUGGGGUUUCAAGGAAUUGCAGCAAGAACUUGCAAAGCGAUUCAAUAUAAACGAUGUCUGCAGAAUUGAUCUUAAGUAUUUGGAUGAUGAUCAUGAAUGGGUUCUUCUGACUUGUGAUGCUGAUCUUGAGGAGUGUAAAGACAUUUAUAGAUUGUCUCAGAGCCACACGAUCAAAUUAUCUGUACAAAAAGCUUCGCAGAACCUUCGGUAGUUGCAGUGGGGAUUAAGAGGCAACUUCAUAUUUGAUGAAUCUUGGCUUGAUGUUAUAGGGGCUAGCAACUUGUGAAAUGGGAGGAGAUUCCAACUAGGAAUCUUUUCAGUUUAUUGUUCAUAAAACAGCUAUUGAAUCUUGUUCUAUAGUUCAGUGGCUAUUUAGAUGGAAAUAAAGAUAUGAAUAUGGGAAUCAUUGGUUCAGAAA